AUGUCGGUCUCGGGCCAGGUCGGCAGGAAGCUCGGCUCCGGCGACGUCGUCGGCUUGGGCGAGAAGGAGGGCCGCGGCGUCGGGUGGAAGGUCGGGUGGUCGCUCGGCCGCGGCGUCGGGCCCGGCGUCGGGUGCCGCGUGGGCUUCGGCGUCGGUCGGAGCGUCGGCGCGGACGUCGGGUCCGGCACGGGCACCUUCGUCGGGCGCCGCGUGGGCUCCUUCGUCGGCCGGUGCGUGGGCUUGUGGGUCGGCUUCUCCGUCGGCCGCCGCGUGGGCCGGUGCGUCGGCUCCGGCGUGGGGUCGAAGGGCGACGGGAGCGUCGUCGGGAUGGGCUUGGGCGCCAUGGACGGCGUCGCCGACGGCACGGGCAGCGGCGCGAGCGUCGGCAGCGGCCGCGGGACGGGCGACGGCGCGGUCGUCGGGAUCGGCGCGGGCACGCCCGUGGGGACCGCCGUCGGGCAGCCCGUGGGCUGCACGCUGGGGACCGGGCUCGGCGCGUCCUCGCGGACCGCGUCGUCAAGCUGCUGCGGCGGCGGCGGCGGGAACGGGAGGAGGCCGCGGGGCGGAUGA
Messenger RNA from Aureococcus anophagefferens, 570 nucleotides. RefSeq lists its product as hypothetical. Lineage: Eukaryota; Pelagophyceae; Pelagomonadales; Pelagomonadaceae. The transcript is spliced from 3 exons. The coding region runs from base 1 to 570 and encodes 189 amino acids. The record is from RefSeq and is a predicted model, not a curated record.